AUGUACUGCGCGUGCGGGAGCUUGGGCGAGGCGAGGGCAGUGUUCCAUGGGAUCGCGCAGCCAAACACAGUGUCGUGGAAUAUCCUGGCCGCGGCGUGCGCGCAAGCGGGAGAGAUCUCCGAAUCGCGCGCCCUCUUCGACAGCAAUCCCAGGCGAGACGUGGUGUCGUGGAAUUCGCUGUGCCGCGCGUAUGCCUCGGGCGGACAAUGCCACCACGCAGCGGAGGUGAUCCACAGGAUGCCAAUGCACGAUGCCGUGUCCUGGAAUUCAUGGAUCUCGCUCCACGCCCAGGCCGGAGACGUCGCGCGAGUGAAGCUCCUGUUCGAUGCGGCUCCCCAGCGCAGCCAUGUCUCGUGGAACCUCGUCAUCAAGACGUGCGCCCAAGGGGGGCAUACCCGCGGCGCCAAAGACGUGUUCGAUCGCGCGCCAGGAUGGGACAAUGUCUGUUGGAUCAGUAUGAUCCUUGCAGCGUCCGAAGAGGGGCAACUCGCCCAAUCAAAAUCUCUCUUCGACUCCAUGCCUGAGAGGGAUCCCCAGGUGUGGAACACCAUGAUCACUGCAUAUACCCAAACCGGGCAUUUUGCGAAAGGCAAGGAACUCUACGAAAGGAUGCCAUUGCAAGACACAGUCUCCAGCACCGCACUCCUGGCGGCAUAUUCGCAGAGCAGCAGCGUCCAGGAUGCGCAGCAGCUGUUCCACUCACUGCCGUACAAAGACGGGGUGACGUGGACGACGAUGCUGACGGCAUUUGCCCAGAACGGGGAAAUCUGUCUCGCAGAGGAGCUGUAUCGAAGGAUGCCGCAGUGGGACGUGGUGUCGUGGACGGCCAUGAUGUGGGGUUUUGCAGCAAAUGGCGAUCCCGGACGUGCAAAGGAAAUGUUCGAUUGGAUGCCUCAGCGGAACCUUGUGUCGUGGAACUCGAUCCUUUCCGCUUUUGCGCAGCAGGGGGAGUUUGAACACGCGACGCUUCUCUUUGAUGAGAUGCCCUUGAGGGAUGCAUUGACAUGGACGGCCAUGAUUGCGGCACACGCGCAGCACGGCCAUCUCGGCCAGGCAAAGGCCUUCUUUUCCAAAAUGCCACUGCACCACGCACUGUCGCUCAAGUCGAUGUGCCAGGCGUACGCUUCGGCCGGAGAGACUGGCAACGCCAAGCGAAUGUUCGAUUCCAUCCCCGAGCGCGAUGCCUUCGUGUGGAACACGAUGAUUGGCGCAUUCGCGUGGUGCGGCGAGAGGCUGGCCGAGGCAAGAUCCGCCUUCGAGCUGAUGCCGUGUCGGAACAUCGUGUCGUGGAACACAAUCGUGAGGAGCUACGCCACUUCGGGCGCCGCCCUCGAUCAAACCAAGCUCCUCUUCGACUGGAUGCCCGAGAGAGACGAGAUCUCCUGGGCGAUCUUGCUGGGAGCCUACUCCGACCACGCAUGCCUCGCCCAGGCGAAGUCCCUGUUUGAUGCCAUGCCCAAGAGCGACGUCGUCCCGUGGAACAUCAUCAUCACCGCAUAUUCCCACUCCCGCCAGCCGGACGACGCCCGCCGUGCGUUUGAAAAGAUUCCCGCGCGGGCGCCUGCCACCUGGACGGCCAUGAUUGCCGGGAGCGCCCAGAACGGGGAUCUCCCCGCUGCCAAGCGGCUCUUCGACGGCUCCCCGGAACGCACGCUCGUAUCAUGGAACGCGAUGCUUGGGGCGUACGGGGGAUCCGGGAAUCAUACGAAUCUCCUGGAGCAAGUGUUCGGAAAGAUGGCCGCGAGGGACAGCGUUUCGUGGACGACGCUUGUGACGGCAUUUGCACGGAGAGGGCGGAUGGACCAAGCGGCGGAUGCCCUGGGAAAGAUGCCCAAGGAGGACACCGCGGCGUGGAACUCGUUGCUCCAUGGAUAUGCCCAGAGUGGGGAUCUGGAAGCAUAUGCCCAAAACGGGCAUCACCGGGAGGCGUUUGAGUGCUUUCGACUCAUGAGCUUGGAAGGCUUGACACCGGAUGAGAUCACCUUCUCCGCCGUGCUGGCUGCCUGCAGCCACAUCGGGCUCAUGGACGUGAGUGUCUCUUGGUUUGCUUGCAUUGGUGGCGACUUUGGGUUUUGCGCGACUGGAGAUCACUACUGCUCCAUGGUUGACAUCUUUGCUCGCUGCGGUAGGCUUGACGAGGCGGCCGAGCUCGUGGAAAGCAUGCCGUUUUGGCCGGGCCAAGUUGCGUGGAGGACGCUUCUCGGCGCUUGCAGGACGCAGGAGCAAAUCAAUCUUGCUUUGGUAGCGGCGCGGCGGGCUCCCGAGGUGGAGAGUCAAGGCGGCCCCGCGGCUUAUCUUCUCUUGGCCAAUCUGCUCUCGCACUCCAGCCAACGAUCACCAGGUCCAGGCUCAUAUCCUCUCCUCGAGCCGGCAGAUCAGCGAUUUCAUCGCAAAAUCACGUUUUCCUCAUGUACGGGGCGCGAGCUUGGGCGAGUGUCUGAUGGAAUUGCGCAGCAUGUCAUGAAACAUCCUGGCCGCGGCGUGCACGCAAACGGGAGAAGUCCACGAGUCGCGCGACAGCAAUGA
Molecule: messenger RNA, 2526 nt
Organism: Selaginella moellendorffii
Lineage: Eukaryota; Viridiplantae; Streptophyta; Lycopodiopsida; Selaginellales; Selaginellaceae
Product: pentatricopeptide repeat-containing protein At4g02750-like
Exons: 3
Coding region: 1-2526 (841 amino acids)
Molecular function (GO): protein binding
Source: RefSeq, a predicted model, not a curated record